GCUGCUGUCACGCUUUUGGUAACUACGUAUAGGGUCCAGGUUGGGCUUCACACGGCGACGUCGGCCUUUGGAUUUUAUAUCCAUUAGUUUUAUCGCCGAGGGGAGACCUGCGCCGUGGAGAAGCGACCCGGGGGAAUCUUCCCCUUGAAUGGCCUCCGCUUUUUAAAACACAAGCAAGCGUUGAGCGGAGAGUUUGCUGCUGGCUACUGGAUGAAUGCUGCGAGCACUGUGGUUUCGGCUGUGGCGGGGAGGAGCGAACGGCUGAAACACAAGGUGUACGAGGCGACAGGCCUUGGGGAAGUGUUCAACGACAGCAAUGUGCACCUCUCUGUCAAGUCCAGCCCGGAGAAAACGGCAGCGGCGCUUUCGCUGCUCGCGGAGAGGGAGGGCCUCAUCACCAAGCUGAACGACUCAGGGAGCUGGCGGAAGCGUCGCGCGCUACUCGUUCCCCACACCUUCCUCUACUACUUCUCUGAGCACACGGCCGAGACGGACCUUCGCCCUCACGGCGUCAUCGACCUCGAGCUCUACACGGACAUCCAGGUCGUCGACGGCAACCUGUUGAAGCUCGCGCCCGGAGAUGAGACGAGCCCCAUCCGCACGUUCUACCUGAGGCUGAAGGACGGGGACGAGGCGGAGGAAUGGGCGCAGGCGAUACGAGACACCCGGUUCAGGUUGGUCCGAGACGAGAGGGAUGCUCUCCGAAGUGCCAAGAUGAGCCUGUCAGACCAGCUUGUCACCCACGAGGAGGCGAUACACGAGUCUCUGGCCCUGCUCCGAGCCUCGCGGGGCAGGGAGUCCGCCGCCGUCUCCGAGCUGUCCCGGCGCGACGCGGAGGAGGAGCGGCGAGUGGAGCAGGUGCGGGCCCUGCUGGCGGCCUCCACCUCCUCUCCGCCGGCCCAUUGCGACGGCGGCGACAUGACCGACAAUAUUUUGGCCGACCCCCCGGGAUGGGCAAGAAGUGGCCGAGAGAGGCCAAGAAGCUGCAGCAGUAGUUGCACCGGAGGUAGCGACAGCGAAUCAAGUCGCGUCCGAGGCUGCACCUCGUCGUCGUCCUUGCCGGAACGAGCGAGGUCGGAGGCUUCCGCUGUUGCUCGGGGGAUGGGGACUGGAGUCGGCGGGAGGGGAUCUUCGGUUGCCGCGACUUCGCUGUCUGGGCUCGCCGCGCUGGAGGAAGUGAUCGCGGAACGUGCGCAGGAAGUCGCUUCCCUGAAGAUGGCGAACGAGGCCCUUCGAGAAAAGGAGGCCCUCGCAGACGACCGGCGUCGACGAGACGUGGCGGAGGCCCUCCGGCUACGGGACCAGGAGCGAGAGCGCGCGGAAGGCGAAGCCUCCUUGCGAUCGGACCUCGAGGCCGAGCUGCAACGCCUCCGGGAGGAGCUCGCGGACUGCAGAGCCGGCAGAGAAGAAGCCAGGGUCAACCUUGGGGUGGUGGCGGCGGCUUGCCGAGAGGCGGAGGCGAAGUCGAGGGAGCUGCAGGAGCACCGGCGGGUGCUGGCGCGUGAGGUGAAGGCCAGCAGGGCCGAGCAGCGGCGGUUGUCUGCCGCGCUGAGCUUUGCCACGACGGCGGCCGCUGCGGCUGCCGCCACGGUGGCGGCAGCGAAGGCGGAAGCGUCGGCGGCAAAUGCCGCCGACGCUGCCGCCUCCGCCGCCGCGUCGUCCGGUAGCCGGGACCGGUCUUCAUCGGCCGCCGAGGACUUACGGGAAGAGUUUGCAGGGCGUGGUGAAGUAGAGGAAGGAACGGGGUGCGUCGGCGGGGAAAUCGGGCACGAUUUUGAGAGACCACCCGGCGGUAACGCGUUGACGUUGCCGUCGCCCGAGGGACAGCUUGGAGAGGAACAGGGCGCGGCGCAGGCGGCGGUGGAGAUGGCCGCUGAGACACCCGACGGCAGCGGGUCGGUGCAAAGCGGUGGCGACGGCGGCAGCGGGCGCGUUGCGCCCGAUAGUCCGGAGGCCACGGAGGAAACACUGUCGGACAUCGCGAUGGCCCAAACCGCUCCGGUGGUGUGGGUUCGACCCUCGUCGCUGGACAUUGCGGGAGUUAACUCGCGGCGGCAAGGACAGAGCCAGGAAAGCACAGGCGGGUCCGAGAGCGGCGCCACCUCUCCCGAGGAGGGGUCUCUCGUGUUUCCUGGUGCAACGGAUGCUUGCGAAGGCGUCGGCGACGGCGGCGUUAGCGGAGGUAGCGGCGAAGGGGGGUCGGGAUCACGACCGGAUGGUGGCGGUUUCGACGGCGGUCCGCCUACCGUAGGGGAUGAAGGACCUUCGCGCCGCCGCGACGAGGGGCGUUUCGCGGCGUCGAAGAGUCCGUCGCCGCCCGCCGCAGGGGGAGGCGUGGGCUUUGGCGAGGAGGGAGACGAAGAGCUGGAGGAGGAGACUUGUGCCGAUGGUGGCGUAAAGGACGCAGGAGGCAAAAAGGGGGAGCAAGGAGAGGAAGGCGCGCGUGACCGGUCCUCGCCGUCGCCGCUGCCGCCGUCAACGUGCGGCGGCAAACACCCGCUGGGAACGGGAGUAGAGACCGGCGGCGGCGGCGGCGGCGGCGACCGUAGCUCCUCUCCCGCGGCGACGGCGGCGGCGACGGCGGAAGCGCUCGCCGCGGCCUUCGGCGAGUCGUCCUCGUUGCGGCUGAACCAAAUGGUGGCGUCGCUGUCGGCGGGCCUUCGAGAGACCAGGAAGGCUCGCAGGAAGCCUCUCCUCGGGCAACUGGACGAUGACGACGAAAGCGACGGUUGCGACGGCGGAGGGUUGAACGCGGGCCCCUCUCCGAUCAGCCCGGACGAGGACGACGACGGCGGCGUCACCGACGGCACGGGGACGGACGGCGGGGACUCUCGCCACGACCCCACCGCAACCGCCGCAACAACAACGACUCGGAAAAACGGCGGCGGCGGCGGCAACGGGGCGUGGUCGGCGUGGUCCACGGUGGGAGGUGGUGGUGGUGGUGGUGGCACCGGCAGCAACGGCAGCCACCACGGACCACCGCCGCUGUCGCUCGCUAAUGACGAGGAGGGGCGGCGGAGCGGCGGUGUUUCUUCGGCGAUGACGGCGUCGAUGACGGCAUCGAUGACGGCAUCGAUGGCAGCGGCCGGUGGUGGGUCUGCGGACGACGGCGGGGACGAGCGGUGUGGUCGCGACGUGCCGGAGGUGUUUGUGGGCGCGUUUGCGGGGGAAUCGGCACCGAAAACACUAUCAGGGGCGGUAGCUUCUGCUUCUGCUGCAAGUGAAGAUCAAGGGGUAGUGGCUCCACUGCAUGGACCGUCGUCUUCAACGGAGGUGGCAACUUCCACCGCUUUCGUUGCCGCGGAGGGCUCGGGUUCGAAGACGGCCGCCGCGCUGCUACGGAACCUCGGCAGGCCGGACGGGGAAGGCGGUGAGGGAAUGGACGCACAAGAGGGGCCGCAGAUUCGGGAGGACGACGAAUCAGCUUCGUCGUCGUUGGCUUUGACGCAGCUGAUUCGAGGCAAAAGCGGGGGCGGAGACGUGGAUGAAGGUGGUGACGGUGCUGCUGCAUCAGGAUUGGUGGGAGUGGUGGCGGUGGUAGGGGAAGAUACGCACGGAGGAGCAGGUGUCGGUGUGGGCGACAAGAGUGUUGGUGAAGCGGCAGUGGCCGUGGCAUUGGCGGCGGCUGAACGGGGGGGUCGUCUGUCCGCGGAGGCGGCGGAGGCGGCGCGGCGGUGGGAGGCCAAGCUGAAAGGGUCGUUCGUUACGAUGGCUAGCGAGGUGCGGUGGGGGAUGGCUCCGCAGCGGUCGAAGGACGUGAAGUUUUUCAAGCCUUGAAGUUGAAGCCCUGCACUUUUGUUCCGUGUCCCUCCUUGGUGUCCUGGUCAACGUUUUCGUGUUUAUUUGGCACACUUGUUGUUUGAGACCCAACAUGUACAUUCUUCGGCACGUAAGCUUGGUGUCAUGCUGGGACGAUUGGAGACCGGCCUUCAAACGCCCUCGGUGGGUUCGAUGUUUUCUUCAUCGUCGUUUUUUCUCUCGAUUCGACCCGAGGGGGGGUUGACGGCGCUUUUUUGCCUGGGCACGCGAGAGAGCGAAGCUCGUGUGAGGAAUUCUCGGAUCACUUGGAUCUUGCUUCCUUGACUGAGACUCGAUGAGGCCAACCCUUUCACUAGUCCGGACGGGUGACUGUCGCGUCGCCGUUUACUUGGUUGACUAUACUGUUGUCUUUUGUGCGGGAUGACCAUCGGUGGCUUCGUUUUUGUGGGCUCCCCUUGCUUCUCCUUGGUUUUUGGUGUUUGUUACAUACAGACUACCUACCAUCUGUCCGAGCAUGGACGGCACUAACACUAUCAUUGUUGCUAGCACGUCACGUCGGUCGGGGUGUUGAAUUGCGUAGCCAUUCACCCUUGGCACGACGUAUCGCGCUGUGGGAACAGCAGUAGAGGGCAAGAGGCUUCACAGCUUCUACACACCGCUAAACCUACAUGUCCCGAAUAUCGUCCAAGAGGAACGAGUGUUUUCCGAGGGAAGAAACUGUGUGCCGGUCGCAGGUGAUUUUUUUUCUGUGCGCUGGAUUAAGCCGGUAUUUGCGAUUCGAGACUGAGCUCAUGGCUCUCAGCUCCCCUCGCAAGCGCCUCUAGUCUCACAUUACGGGCGCUACAGGCUGCCUAUUUUCCUUGUCCCCCAUGCUGCUGCUGUAUCUGUCUUGUUUUCUCCAGAGGGAAACCCGGGCUGUCCCAUAUUCAGCAUCCGUACAUUGAAGUCUACACCACCACCUGCGAUUCUCAACUUUUUCUCUGUUCGUAAACAACCAACUGAAGAUACCUUCAAGAGAUCGCUACUACAAGUAGUCUAGACUAGCCGGUCUACUUGCUGUGAGUGCCAUCUGCACUGCUGUAGAUAAAGCGAAAUCAAGUGUCCACAACGCGAUGGAAUAAUAGCGUUCGUGACCAUGGCGAGACGUGUCCUACACCCUGGUGUGUGAUUUGGUGUGCGAUAGGAUCAUGUGCCGAGCAUCCGAGGCAAAGGUCAGGUAUCAGUAUCCGAUCUGGUUGUAAAGGAUCCGAGGGAAUCACGUGACACGGGAGGGUUGGGGUAUGUGUGUGACGUAUUGCGAUGAAUCCAGGGAACCCCGAAGAGCCAACUGACGCCUUCCGCGCUAGAGUGUGCAGCGGUCCAGUUGAUGAUGUUCCCCGAAUACGAAAGCUCCAAAAAGUGUGUCAGGGUGCUUCGGUGGGGUGUAGGCCCAGUUCCGCGGGUUAAAUUGAGUGCCC
Messenger RNA from Ectocarpus sp. CCAP 1310/34, 5216 nucleotides. Lineage: Eukaryota; Phaeophyceae; Ectocarpales; Ectocarpaceae. The record is from the annotation of a GenBank genome assembly.